GCAGAUGGCAACCCUGAAGGCAGUGAAAUCUGGCUUCUGUAGCUCUAUUUCCAAUUAGAAUAUAUAAUAAAACAUUUACAACAAUUAGGAAAGAAAGAGGAGAGAGAAAAGAGACGGAUAAGAAAGAGAGAAAUUAAAAUAUACACAAGUAUACAUCAUAUUGCACACUGGUGUGGAGGUGCGGUAUUGUACAUAAGUGAUUAGUGUAUAGCACAUAAGUGAUGGAUGAUGAAUACUUCUGAUAGAAGUACAAAUAUUGUCUGGCUGGGGUGAGAGUGUGGGUUUGGUGGUGGAUGAGUAAGUGUUGGAGAGUGAUAGAGAGAGAGAGACUUUGUGUGUAUGUGUUAUGUAUGUUCACAAAGUACACACAUAUACACACGCACACACACAAAGAGUCUCUCUCAGUCGCAGUCUCUCCUUCAGUGCUAAGCCCGAUUGAAAGCACAAAUUUUCAGAGAUUUUCAGAUUGAAAAAAGGUAAAAAUCUUUAAUUUCUCGUAUGUGAAGCUGAUCAUCUCACAUAGACAGCCUCUCUCACUCAGUCUACUUCUCUUUUUAGCUGCAAGUCAACAGGAUGUGUGCCAAAACCACAGCAGUGUCAGAAAAACUGUGCGCCUGUUUCAACAUGUUGGAGUCGAGUCUGACAUAAUCAAAUGAGCAGCAGUUAAAGCAGGCAGCUGCCUACUGUUGCUUUGACGGCUUUAAGUUUAUCCUAACUCAUAAAACCUUUGCUUGGGACCAUACUGAGGCUAACCAAAUACAUGCUGGGUGUCCUUCUGCAUUUGACAGUAAUAUUUCAUGAUGGCAUGACUUGUCAGAUGUGGGCCAAGUAAAUAGGGGUGGGCUGUGUGGUAAGAGGAACAGGAAGAGAAGACGAGAGAGAAAGGUAUCAAGAGCAGAGCAGAAAAGGCGAGAGCUUCUCACGUCGGCAUGUGAAACUCUUCAUAGCAGGUUUUUUUUUUUCUUCAUAAAGAUCUUGACAAGACAAGUGUCGAGCCGAAAAAUGCUGUGCUCAGUUCGGUAACUUCAACUUUAAGAGAUGAUGGUUUAAAGAGGGAAAGUUAAAAACAUAAAGGAAGAUUAAUGGACAGCACAGAGAUCAAAGUUGAAAUGGCUGAAGGAGGGCUGCUGGAACCUCUCGUCAUCACUGAAGAAGGGGACGUUGCUGAGGCUGUCGUCGUUCAGAGCUUGAGCAGAGAGUCAGCUCUCAGAGACAAAGAGGAGCACUCUGGAGAGGACAAGAAUGACAAAGACACGGCGGGUAAAAUGUGUUCAGAAGAGCAACAGACCCACACAGCAGAAGAGCAGACAGGAGAUGUUUUUGUGGAUGUAAAAGGCAAACCUGAAGAAACUGAGAAUGUGAAAGAUGGACAGAACAAAGAUGGGAGCGGGAGUGAAGGGCAGACGCACAAGGUGACGAAGAUUCAUGAAACACCUGAGAAAUCCAGUGACACAGAGGAUAAAAAAGUCACACAAAAUGACCCUAAUGUGGACAUAAAGACGUUAAAGCUCCCUGAGCAACAAGCCGAAGGUACACAGAGCCAAAAAGAGGAUGCAAAAAAGGCUCACCGAUUAACCCCCGACUUCCCGGACGCGCUGUACGAGCUGCUCUGCACCCUUCAGGAGGGUAGACGGCUCAAUGACCAGCGCUGCUCCUUCAGGCUGGAGGGUGGGAUGAGAAGAAGAAGGUGCCACUCUGAGCCCAACACCACCAAGCCAGUCAACAGAGUCAUCUUUUCCUCCAUGACUUCACUGCAGAAAGAGGAGUUUUUUGAAUUUGUGGCCACUGCUCAAGCCCGCCGGCUGGAUGACCAGAGGGCGCAGCUCGAAACAUCUUCACCACCAAAACCAAAAGCCAGAAGUUUCAGAGGCAGCAUAAAGCAACUCUCUUUUGUGAAAAAGCCCGAAAAGCCUGAAAAGCCUGCGCCAGUUCCCGCACCAGCACCCAAAGAAGAUCUUUACAAUAUGAUUCUCACGACACAAGCCCAGGGCAGGCUGGAGGACCAGCGCAGCAGGGCUCCUGGUCCCAUGGAUGAUGAGGACUUCUUCUCCCUGCUCCUGAAGGUCCAGGGGGGACGCAUGGACGAGCAGAGGACUGAACUACCGUGCUUGCUGCAAACCUGAGAUGGAAUAAAAAAAACCAGGCGUGGAGCUGCUGUGGGAGCCAUUCUAGUAUUGUAGCCUUAAUCUUAUUUCCUGUUAAAUUAGGUUCAUUUUUUUGUUGACCUUUGUGAUGCUUUGUUUAAGGGGAAUGUUAUCCCUCUUGAUAAUGUUGGUAGGUGAUAAAGCUGUCGAGACUGUAGCAAAAACGCUAAUGUUUGAGCAAUAGAGCUUUAAAGUGACUUGAUAGAGAUAAUCUCUUGACGAGAUAGUGAAGUUUACUGCUAUUUAGGUAUUUUUCUGUCUGUCUGUCUGUCUCUCUGUCAGUAAAUAUGCUUUCUUAUCUCACAAAGUUUUGCAUUUCAUUGAAUGUCUGCGAUGAGUGGUUGAAUGUUUUUAGUGUGUGUUCCUAUUCUUAAUGUGAAGGAGGGAGUCUAUUAAUCUCUAAUAUUUCUCCUUACUUUUACAGUAGACAUUAAAUACACCAGAGGCUGGUGGCGAGGAGAUAUGAGCUCCAAGGCCACAUGUUGCUUAACUGUAUAUGAAUAAUUCUCCUCCAGAAAAUAAAACAAAAUGUGUAUCUGAGCCUUUUUCAUUCAUCUAU
Molecule: messenger RNA, 2703 nt
Organism: Thunnus maccoyii (southern bluefin tuna)
Lineage: Eukaryota; Metazoa; Chordata; Actinopteri; Scombriformes; Scombridae
Exons: 5
Coding region: 1083-2123 (346 amino acids)
Biological process (GO): regulation of inflammatory response
Molecular function (GO): GTPase regulator activity; protein binding
Source: RefSeq, a predicted model, not a curated record